Messenger RNA from Aspergillus tanneri, 1683 nucleotides. RefSeq lists its product as uncharacterized. The transcript is spliced from 3 exons. The coding region runs from base 1 to 1683 and encodes 560 amino acids. Lineage: Eukaryota; Fungi; Ascomycota; Eurotiomycetes; Eurotiales; Aspergillaceae. The record is from RefSeq and is a predicted model, not a curated record.
AUGACUGCUACGUUGAAUGGGAUGUAUAAUACGACCCCAGAUACUCCGUCCCCUAUCUAUCCGGAUAGGCUGAUCCGCCCCCUUCCCAAACGAACCCUGCGCUCUCGUCUGUCCUCCGAUGCGGCCGAUUCAAUCCUAUUCCCUCCGACGCCCUCGGCGACUCACCUGUUCUAUGGUGCGGAUACGGGGGAGGUGGUGAACGACUCCAAAAUAUAUGUGCAGGAGAGCGAUAGCCAUGAUCCCGAGCGUGAUCGCCGUCACCCUUAUGCGAAUGGCGCUCGUCUCGAGAGCGACGAGGACGACGGUCCCGUCGUGGUUCGUCGUAGUGCCGGUUUCCGCGGGUCGUCCCUGUCGCCCUCUACGCAACCCCAACUGCUCCCUAGCAACGGGGAGGCACCACCCACCAAAUCAUCUUCGGCAGGACCCGACGGGUACGAUGCCUUCGAGAACACUAACAAUAAGAAGAAACGCAAGAUUCCCACGCCGGGAAGCUUGGGGGGUCAUCACUCCACAUUAUCGCCCGAAUUCUCCAGCAUGGGUUUGGCAAACUCCUCCCAACCUUUGUCGAGUGCGUCGGGGGAAGGAAGCCAUGUAAGUACCUUCUAUGGGACCGGAAGUCCGGCAUCUCCGGUCGCCAGUGGGAACUCGAGUUCUGGAAGAGGUCGCCUGGCGCGCUAUCCACUACCUCGCAUGGGCCCGGGGAGAGCCCCGCCGCCACUGCAUUCCCCGGGCAGUUGGCCUCAUGGUCGAGCCCCAGUUCGUCGCGACGGUCUUCUGUCCUCUCCAGGACCUGCAGGCGAUUCGGCUGCCCACUCCGACCAGGGGAUUAUCUCCGCGGCCAUAGCCAGUGCUGCCGCAAAUGCAUUCUCCUCGUCUCCUCGAGGCUCGGGAAGUGUCAGUAUGCUCGAGCAGCAAGCCACCACUCCCACCAAGACCCAAUUCACCUUCACCUGCGAGUCCGACUCAUCCAGAGGGAUGGCAUUACAGACGCAGAACACGUACCAAGUACAGCACCGUUCCUCCAGCUCCCUCCCUGCGGCACCGCAGAACCAGAGAGCAAGCUCCACGCAAGGAACGCAGACAAGCCCGCGGAUCGCCCCGCAGAUGAACUCGCCUGCCCCAGGAGCGGAACCCCCUGCUGCUGGCCGGAAGAAGAAGCGGUCACCGGGCAGCAUGUACGCUUUGGCGGCUCGUCAGCGGAAGAUACGGCAGCAGUAUUCCAACCUCCAUCAUCCGCCGAGUCUGGAAGAUAUUUGGAUUUGUGAGUUCUGCGAGUACGAGAGCAUCUUCGGGCGUCCUCCCGAGGCAUUGAUCCGACAGUACGAGAUCAAGGACCGCAAGGAGCGGAAGCGGUUGGCGGAGAAGAAGAGACUUCUGGAGAAAGCCAAGAUGAAGGGACGCAAGAACAAGAAGGCGACGAAGAACGCCGCCAAGAACGCUGUCUCACAGCAAGCGACGUAUGAACAAGGAUACGAUCGGGCGUCAGCCGACCGCUCUCCGACAGGGGGAACUGGAUUUCAUGACGAUGACGACUACUUAGCCCAUGAUGACGACGAUGAACAGGCUUCCGUACCGCCUGGACCGCCGCCAGGCUCGUUCAAGACGCCAUUGCCGCACGGGCAUCCGCCAACUGUACCCCCUGGCGCCAAAGAUGCGGCAGACGAGACGAGUCGACCGCCCUGA